Messenger RNA from Eleginops maclovinus (Patagonian blennie), 4405 nucleotides. It is a transcript of the gene pigg, whose product is annotated as phosphatidylinositol glycan anchor biosynthesis class G (EMM blood group). Gene Ontology annotation, biological process: GPI anchor biosynthetic process. The transcript has 13 exons. Gene Ontology annotation, cellular component: endoplasmic reticulum membrane. Bases 276 to 3176 code for a protein of 966 amino acids. NCBI's taxonomy places the organism in Eukaryota, Metazoa, Chordata, Actinopteri, Perciformes, Eleginopidae. The record is from RefSeq and is a predicted model, not a curated record.
AAUGCGGAAGUGUCUAUGAACGGCUACAGCGCCAACUGGUAUUAGUGUUUUUAUUCUUAAUUUCAGCAAUCAACAUAUAUUAUAAAGUCAGUUUAAUAAAUACCGAAUUACGUGGCUUUGCAAUACGUUAUUUAACAGUACGUCCAUCUUAAAAUGGGAUGUUAUGGCUUUCUAUCUUCUCCUAUAUUUGGGUAAAGUGUGUAGAACGCAUCAUGUUUGCUAGCUAGCAUCUUUACAAACAAACCCGUCCCUUAAAGUAUCCGUCAACCAGCAACAUGAAAGUUCGCUCCUCCGUCUUUGCCUCGUUCAUUUUAAUAUUUGAAGGGAUUGGCAUAGCCCUCUUUCUGCGGGGAUUUUUCCCUGUCCCUCUCAAGUCUUCCGUGUCAUCCAAGAACAAGCUGUCAGACCUGCCCGUGGAGCCGCUGACAGGAAGUUCUCCCAACUCAUCUCGCCUCCCACAGCCCCUGUUUAAGAGGGUGGUUAUAAUGUUAGUGGAUGCUCUGCGGGAGGACUUUGUUUUUGGACCCAAUGGCCGCAUGUACAUGCCCUACACCCGACACCUGGUGGAGAGGGGCUCCUCACACAGCUUUGUGGCCAAGGCAAGACCCCCCACUGUCACCAUGCCGAGGAUCAAGGCUCUCACCACUGGCAGUAUCCCAGGCUUCAUUGAUGUGGUAAUGAACCUGAAUUCUCCGGCACUGCUGGAAGACAACCUCAUCUGGCAAGCCAAAACAGCGGGGAAGAAGAUUGUCUUCUACGGGGAUGACACCUGGGUGCGCCUCUUCCCAAAACACUUCAUGGAGCACGAUGGCACCACCUCCUUCUUCGUAUCUGACUACACUGAGGUUGACAACAACGUGACCCGUCACUUGGAUAGCACACUGAAGAGAGACGAUUGGGACAUUUUGAUCCUGCACUAUCUGGGCCUAGACCACAUCGGCCACAUCAGCGGACCCCACAGCUCGCUCAUCCAGCCCAAGCUCAUGGAGAUGGAUGACAUCCUGAAGAAGAUUCACAGUGCCCUCAUUUCAAAGGAGGCCGAGGGGUCCCUGCCCUACCUGCUGGUGCUGUGCGGGGACCACGGCAUGUCGGAGACCGGCAGCCACGGAGGAUCCUCCGAGCCGGAAAUCAAUACGCCCCUGGUGCUCUUAAGUCCGGCCUUCAAAAGAAAAGCGGGAAUGGAGAAGCCUGGAGUGGUGGAGCAGGUUGACCUGCCUCCGACCCUAGCUCUGGGACUUGGCCUACCCAUAUCUCUGAACAGCGUGGGCCGCAUCAUCCCAGGCGUGCUGGAGGAAACCUCACUCCGAGACCAACUGCGCUACCUGCAUCUCAAUGGCCACCAGCUCAGCUGCCUGCUCAAAGACAGCAUACCCGAUUAUGAAAAAGAGGUAGGCUUCGAGCAGUUCCGUGUGGCAGAAAAGGCUCAUGGGAGCUGGAUGAAGCUCUUCCUGGAAGGCAACACCUCUGAGGUGCUGAGCAACAUGGGCAAAAAGGUCCUGAAGCAGUAUGUGGAGGCCCUCGCUGCCAUGAGCUCGGCUCUCAGCAAACAGCUGGGCAAGUACGACAUGUACUCCAUGAUCGCAGGCAUGGUGUUUGUGUUCCAGCUCCUGCUGGUCUUACUGCUGGCUAUGCCCGAGGCUCUGAGCAGUGACGCAGCUGUGGAACUUCCUGUUCUCUCAGCUCUGCUCUCGCUGCCUUUCUACCUCUUGUGCCUGCUGCUCGCCUCAGUGCACGUCUUGGUGUGCACAUCUGCUGAGAGCUCCUGUUACUUCUGCAGCCUCUCCUGGGGACUCGUGUUCGCCGCCGUCGCCUUCUCCUCAGCAAUGUUUUGUAUUCUGGUCUCUCUGGUAACACGGCGACUCCCCCUGGGGCUGAGGAUUCACGGGAAGUCUCCAUUGAGGAGCAUUGGAAGUGAGUGGUCGCUGUCUGAGCUGGACGUCUUGCUGCUGGCCGGCACAGUAGGACACACUCUAAGCCUGGCAGCCAGCAGCUUCGUGGAGGAAGAGCACCAAACCUGGUACUUCCUGCUCAACACCCUCUGCCUCGCCGUCUUCCAGGACGUCUGCCGCAAGUACUUCAGAGAGCAGAGGGGCUCUGGAGACGAAGAAGAGUCUAUCCUCCCUUCCAAAGACUGUCACCCCUCUCCCAAGGCAGAGAUUUACUCAGAAAAGUGGCUAGCGUUAGCCACGCCGCCAUUUACUCUGCUCUGCUGCCGACUGCUGCGCUCCCUCAACCAGACCGGGGUGCAGUGGGCUCAUCUUCCCGACAUGGGACACUGGCUCAACAGCUCUGAACACAGGACCGUCCUCUCCCUGCUGGCUGCUUUCUGUUUGGUUUUUGUCUACCUCCUGGUUCAAAGACGAUGCUCAUGGGUUUCCAAGGUUGCCCUCGCCUUUGGACUUUUGGGUGUCUACAGCUACCGAGCAGCUGUCGGCAACGUCUUGUUUCCCUGGCAACACUCUGGCCGAACUACAUCCAAGGGAACAGUGGAGGCGCGCUUUGUUUACGUCUUCAUCUUGGGCAUCCUCUUCACGGGCACCAAAGACCUGCUGCGAUCCCAGAUCAUCACAUCGGAUGCCCGGUUGAAGAGCAGGGGAUUAUGGGAGAUUUACAGUGGCUUGGUCUUGUUGAUGUCGCUGUUGUUUCGAGCUCACAACCUCCCGGUCCUCUGCUGCUGCCUCUUGAUCCAAACGCUCAUGGCUCAGUUUAUCUGGAAGAAACUCCACUAUGACGCGGCACAAACUACCAUCAUGCACUACUGGUUUGGACAGGCCUUCUUUUACUUUCAGGGCAACUCGAACAACAUCGCCACAGUUGACAUCUCAGUGGGCUUCGUUGGACUGGAAAGUUACGUAGAAGCACCGGCAAUCUUCUUAACGGCCCUCAGCACGUAUGCGGGGCCCCUGCUUUGGGCGUGUCACCUUGUUUGCUUCCUCAGCUCACAGAGAGACAGGAGCCCUGUUGCAGUCGGCCAUGGCUGCUACUGUUUGGCCCUGCUGAGGUCUGUGCCAGCUGCAGCCUACAUUGUGCUGGUGACUGCUCUGCGCUACCAUCUCUUCAUAUGGAGCGUCUUUUCACCCAAAUUACUGUACGAGUCCAUGCACCUGCUGCUGACUGCGGGGGUCUGCCUCUUCUUCAACACCAUGGAGCAGAGCCACACUUCCAGUAAGUCUUAGGGGACCAAAGAUGCAAUCUUUCCAUUACGGGGAGUCAUGAAAUAGACUUUCCUACUGAUACACUACUGAUGCUCACAAAGGGUCUCUCCUUUGGUUCACAAGAAAUACUUUUGGAAUGCACUUAAAAUGUAUUUUUGAGCUGUUUGUUUAAAUAUUUCCAAGGAAACUACGUUUGAUGAAGAAUAAAAGUGAAAUUACAUCAAGAUUUUUGAAAGAGGAAAGCUUUUUUUAAAUAUACAUACGCUAUAUUACCUCAGGGACUGCUGCACGGUGAACUAGUAGGUACGAUGUUUGGACUACAUUUUUCUGAUAUUACAUGGAGAGCACCAUGUGUUGAGUGGGGUGUGAACACGGGGUGAUGUUUUAGCUGAGCUUGUUAGCUAACACCUGCAUCCACACAGGUGUUUUUCUACUAAGUGUGGCAGAGAAUGCUGAGAAUCAUCUGAAUUCAAUAGCUAUUUUCCACAGAAGACAUGCUGACUUGAAUGGCCAAUUAACCAUACAAUCAUGCACUCAUUUAUUUCCACCACAUGAAAUCAUAAUGGGGUAAAUGCAUACUACUUUUGUGGUUUUCACAUCAGUGCAUCGGAGUCAAUGUUGUUGAGCCACAUAACCUAAAUUAACAACAUAACCCAGACAAUGUUUUUUUAAUAACAAACAACAGGCCAAACUUAGCAUUUUAAGGGGAUAACGUGUGAAAAUGAAUAAAUAUUCGGUAGGUAGGUAUUUAUUGGUAAAAGGAAAUAUUAUUAACGGAUACAUUUAUGGGAGUUUGAGGGCAUAUAAAGUCAAAUUUUCUGCUGUGACCUAAUAAAGUGGUGGAGGUACAGCAGGGGCUUUAAUACGGGACUGUUGAAGACCUUAGUUUCUCUUCGGAACCUUUCAAAAUAUGAUUGUGAAAUUAUGUUUCCUUUUUUAUUAUUUUCUUUUUAAAUCAAACUUUUUAUUGAUUUUGGAACAAAAGCUGUGUGUGUGAAUAUAUGUUCUGUUUCUACUGAUAAGAAGGCUUUUAGAUUCUGCACCUGUUUAAUGCACAAACUGAAGAUCAGACAGACUGGUGGCCCCCCAUGUUCAUGUUUUUUACUUGAUGGAAUCCGAUUACAUGCAUGGCUGCAUAAAGGAAGUGUUUGAAAGCAUAAUGCUUUUACUGCAAUAACUCGAUUACAAAUCUCUUACUGAACUUAAUGUAUUCAUAAAACAAACUAAAUAAAGGCAGCCGGUAAAAAAUA